GCAAGUUCUAAUUCUCGGCCAUUUUUGACAAUGUUGCCAAGUGGCAAUUAAGAAAUUUUGAAAAUUGAAGUUUCUCAUUUCUUCCACAUUCUUUUUACACGUUGUUGUUGAGGGGUGAAGUUGUAUUUUGGCCUUCGGUUGGAGAAAGUAGUAAAAAUGUCCGAAACCUUACAGCUAAAAGGAACCCUUUUGGGACACAAUGACUGGGUUACGCAAAUUGCGACAAACCCCAAAUAUCCUGACAUGAUUUUAUCGUCAUCUAGAGAUAAAACUUUAAUCGUUUGGAAAUUGAUACGUGAAGAUACCCAAUAUGGAGUACCGCAGAAACGUCUGUACGGUCACUCUCACUUCAUUUCUGACGUCGUGCUAUCCAGCGAUGGAAACUACGCUCUGUCUGGUUCCUGGGACAAGACGCUCAGGCUGUGGGAUUUGGCUGCCGGCAAAACUACUAGGCGUUUCGAAGAUCACACCAAGGACGUAUUGAGCGUUGCAUUUUCUGUUGAUAACAGACAAAUCGUGUCUGGUUCGAGGGACAAAACGAUCAAACUGUGGAAUACAUUGGCUGAAUGCAAAUACACCAUUCAAGAUGACGGCCACUCCGACUGGGUGUCUUGCGUGAGAUUCUCCCCCAAUCACGCCAAUCCCAUCAUCGUCUCAGCUGGUUGGGACCGUUUGGUGAAAGUAUGGAACUUGACGAACUGCAAGCUAAAGAUCAACCAUUCUGGACACACUGGUUACCUUAACACGGUUACGGUUUCGCCCGAUGGAAGUCUCUGCGCUAGCGGUGGAAAAGACUGCAAAGCCAUGUUGUGGGAUCUGAAUGACGGCAAACAUUUGCACACUUUGGACCACAACGAUAUCAUUACCGCAUUGUGCUUCUCGCCAAACAGGUAUUGGUUGUGCGCUGCAUUUGGACCUUCCAUUAAGAUUUGGGACUUGGAAAGCAAGGAAAUGGUCGAGGAACUUAAACCUGAAGUCGUUUCGCAAAACAUCAAGGCUGAACCUCCUCAAUGUUUGUCUUUGGCUUGGUCGACAGAUGGUCAAACUUUGUUUGCUGGUUACUCUGACAACAUCAUCAGAGUAUGGCAAGUCAGCGUUUCGGCGCAUUAAAGUCUUUUAUAAGUUGAUAAACAGUUUUUAAUAAAAAGACUGUAAAAGUAUUGGAGUUUCAUUCUA
This is a messenger RNA of Phyllotreta striolata, 1176 nucleotides long. The record is from the annotation of a GenBank genome assembly. Lineage: Eukaryota; Metazoa; Arthropoda; Insecta; Coleoptera; Chrysomelidae.